This is a messenger RNA of Olea europaea var. sylvestris, 2055 nucleotides long. Its product is annotated as protein trichome berefringence-like 7. Gene Ontology annotation, cellular component: Golgi apparatus. The record is from RefSeq and is a predicted model, not a curated record. Gene Ontology annotation, molecular function: O-acetyltransferase activity. Lineage: Eukaryota; Viridiplantae; Streptophyta; Magnoliopsida; Lamiales; Oleaceae. The coding region runs from base 548 to 1816 and encodes 422 amino acids. The transcript is spliced from 4 exons.
AAAUUAGUUAAAGGAAGUUACAUAAUUAGCCUCUGCCAAACAGCUAACCGUGCUGCAUUCCACGUAGUUGUUGUUCGAAGGCUUUGAUUUCUAUUUUAUAGUUUUGUACCACUUUCUCGAUCUCCACCACGUAGUUGUACGUUUCAGAUUGAUUCAAGAUUUUAGAAAGCCAUACUCUUUAGCGGUUGGGAUUGCUUUUCUGGAGAAGUCUUGGAUGCGCAUCUGAAUUUAAUAUGUAUUUUGUACUGGGUUGUGAUUAAUGAGGUCAUAGUUUGAAUUCUCGAGGCUCUCUUGGAUCGACAAUGGUAAAGUUUUGGAUUUUUUAUUAAUUCCAUGCUUCGUGGUAUUUCAAUGAUUCAAUUUCUGUUUGCUGACAUUGCUGAUGAUUGCAGCUAAAUUUGGUAUGGUAGUGAUUGGUCGGUAAACGGCGAGUCUAUUGAUUUGUUUCCUAUGUCAAUGAGCUUGCCGAUGAAUUGGGUGCCCGACAAGGGAUUUUUAAUGGUAAUCUUGGCUUCAGUUUUUGAAGCUAUUUAGGUCAAAUGUGGGUAUGAGUAGUUAUAAUAGAAGUGUUUCCUUUAAACAGAGGGCUGCUAGCAGCCCCAGAUUUAGUAGGAAGACUUGGGUUUCGAACCUGUUUUGUGCACUAAUUGUGGUUGGAUCUAUUGUUUCCUUUUUCUUUGUCAUCGGUUGUGGGUACUUAUAUGUCCUACCGAAUCUUACACAUUCGUUCCAUGACCGCGAGGAUAGAUUUUCCAACUUCAGUGUUUCAGACGAUACAUGUGAUGUAUUUGAUGGAAAUUGGGUAUUGGAUGAUAGUUACCCCUUGUACAAUGCUUCGGAAUGCCCUUUUGUAGAGCAAGGAUUCAACUGCCUGGACAAUGGCCGAACAGAUAACGAUUAUAUAAAAUGGAGGUGGAAGCCAAAGAAUUGUGUUAUUCCAAGAGUUAACGUGCAGCGUGUUUUGGAAAUGCUCCGAAAUAAAAGAGUUGUUUUUGUUGGUGAUUCGAUGAGUAGAACACAAUGGGAAUCUUUAAUAUGUUUGCUAAUGACUGGGCUGGAAGAUAAGAGUACUGUGUAUGAAGUCAACGGGAACAAGAUCACCAAACAAAUUAGAUUUUUAGGGGUAAGGUUCAGUUCCUUUAAUUUCACUAUCGAAUUCUACCGAUCAGUUUUCCUUGUGCAACACUACUGGGCACCUAAACAUGGACCAAGGAGAGUUAGAUCAACGCUUAAGUUGGACAAAUUGGAUGAUAUCAGUAAGGAGUGGAUUGAUUCAGAUGUUCUUAUUUUCAAUUCUGGUCAAUGGUGGGUUCCAGGGAAGCUUUUUGGAAUGGGAUGCUAUUUUCAAGUUGGUAAUUCUCUGAAGCUUGGAAUGCAAAUUACCUCUGCCUUCAGAACAGCAAUAAACACUUGGGCAUCAUGGGUUGACAGGAAGAUAAAUCCAAAAAGAACGCGGGUCUUCUUCCGAACUUUUGAGCCUUCUCACUGGAGGAAUCUAACUCUGCGGCAAUGCAAUGUCACAAAGUUUCCUCUUUUAGAGGCCAGAGGGAAAGACGGUAGUCAAUUUUCAGACACAGUAUUCGAGGUGGUAAACAAUAUGUCAGUUCCUGUUACGGUUUUGCAUAUAACUCCGAUGUCAGCAUUUCGAAGUGAUGCUCAUGUGGGUACUUGGAGUGACAAGUCAUCUUUAUCUGAUUGUAGCCACUGGUGUUUACCUGGAGUACCUGAUAUAUGGAAUGAAUUAGUCAUUUCAUACCUACUUGGUAGCAACGAACCUGAAACUAUGAGUGCAAGCUCAGGAUUCAAUAAUCUAUGAGCUCAUGCUCACAAUCCAGCCAAGGUAUCAUCCAGUUAAAGAUCAAUGAAUUGUGCAGUUGUUAAAAUAGCAGAAAACUUUGUUCAAUUAUUUUUCGAUUUUUUUGUCAAAGAAAAGGAGAAAUGUAUCAACUGUUUUGUUGUCAACUGAUCAGAAUUUUUAUUAUACUGUUGUAAUACUAACUUCUCCAGAAAAUGUUUAGGAAUGUGAAAGCCAUAUAAUAUUGUUAUUUCCUUGUA